Botrytis cinerea B05.10 is the source of this 1616-nucleotide messenger RNA. RefSeq lists its product as hypothetical. Bases 276 to 1223 code for a protein of 315 amino acids. The record is from RefSeq and is a predicted model, not a curated record. The transcript has 2 exons. Lineage: Eukaryota; Fungi; Ascomycota; Leotiomycetes; Helotiales; Sclerotiniaceae.
GGGUUUGAUAUCUCAUUACUUUCAUUACGAACGAAGCCUUCUUCUUUUUUAUACUUAAUUUCUCAAGCACUGGACUGCUUUUUUGUUUGAAUUCAUUCAUUCAUUUUUUUAUAUUCUCUUAAUCUUGUUGUAGAGGCAUAAUUUGUUUUUUCUAGUUAAUUUUAUAGUUGUAGUAGCUCAGGCUGGUCUUGCAUACAUCUUAUUAUUAUUAUUUAUACACAUAUAUAUAUCAAUUCCUUUCAAAACAAGUCGAUUAAUCAAUCAGUCAAAUCAAAAUGCCUGGAUUAAGAAAUCUCAUUGGAGCGGUGGUUGGAUUGGCAGCAGUGGCAUCGGCUCUUCCAGCGCUACCUAGGCUCAAUGAGAGAGCGCUGAAGAUGUACGAGUGGAAGAGACAGGUUACCGAGACGGGCUUGCCGGCUAAUUUGACGGAUGUGGAUAUUCUGCAAUUCGCACUCACUCUCGAGAAUCUCGAAACUGCCUUCUACCAGCAAGGAUUCGCCAAGUUCCCCGACUCCGACUUCACAGCUCUGGGCCUCACAACCCAAGAUAUCACCAAUUUGAAAAUGGUUGCCAUGACAGAAGCUACUCAUGUCACUACCCUCAUGACAGCUAUCUCAGCUGCUGGCACUCAACCCGUCGCGCCUUGUACCUACAACUUUGGUUUCACCACCGCCCAAGCCAUGAUCGCCACAGCCAACGUGCUCGAAAACAUCGGCGUGAGCGCCUAUCUCGGCGCCGCGCCCUUAAUCAGCAGUAAAGCGGUUCUCACUGUCGCGGCAGAAAUCGUAACCGUCGAAUCCCGCCAUCAAACAUUCAUCCGCACCGCGUCGAAAGUGUCUGCCGUCCCCUCCGCCUUCGAUACUCCCCUCGGAAUCCGCAAUGUAUUUUCCCUCGCUGCCCCAUUCAUCUCUUCCUGUCCACAAGGAUCCAACUUGGCAGUUACGCCAUUCCCGGCUGUGACGCUGACGACGGCUAAUGAGGCGGUUACGCCGGGCUCGACGUUGCAGUUGACGACGACGGCGCAGGGAGCUACCGCUUGUGCGUUUACGAAUGGAGGACAGACGGGCGGGACUGCUUUUACUCCGUUUGCGAAUGGUGCGUGUACGGUUCCUCAGGGAUUGGCGGGUGAUGCGUAUUUGAACUUGGCGAGUCAGAUGCCGGCGACUGGGGCGUUGACGGAUGAUAUUACAGUGGCGGGACCUUUGGUGUUGGCCAUUUCGUAGAGGGGGUGAGAUGGGUUGUGGUGGGCGUGAAGUAUGAUAGGGAGAUGGAGGAAAGGGAAGAUGUGAGAAUGAGAGAAGAAGUUGAUAAAUAACAUAACUCGAGGAUCAAAUCGUGAGUUAUGAGAAUGAGGUGGAGAAAUGAAUGUAGAGAUGAGCUUGGACUGGUCUCUUAACACGGGGGGAAAAAUUGAUUGAUUGGGUAUCGUAGAAAAAUGCAGGACUUCAAUGUCGGACAAGAUGAAUCUUUUCUUUUCAUUUUUCAUAUGGUCUUAUAAUUUUCUUCUUUUCUUCUCUCUUCUUCCCUUCUCUAAUUACUUUGAUUUUUGUUGUUGGGUUACUUAGAGAGAUAUUAGGCUUGUUAAUCUUCGAUGUUAAUCUGACUCGUUUGAUACA